Molecule: messenger RNA, 603 nt
Organism: Prunus armeniaca (apricot)
Lineage: Eukaryota; Viridiplantae; Streptophyta; Magnoliopsida; Rosales; Rosaceae
Source: the annotation of a GenBank genome assembly
AUGAACCUGGAAGAGAAAGUCACCAUGGACUUGAUUAAUCAACCAUCUGAGCAUCUUUGCUAUGUCCGCUGCAACUUCUGCAGCACUGUUCUUGCGGUUGGGCUUCCAUUCAAACGGUUGCUGGACACUGUGACGGUGAAAUGUGGUCAUUGCAGCAACCUGUCGUUUCUCAGCACCAGACCUGCACUUCAAGGUCAAUGCCUUUCUGAUCACCCCACCUCCUUGACUCUUCAGGCCGGAUGCUGCAGUGACUUGAGAAAGGGCCAAUCCUCAUCAUCAUCUUCACCAAUAUCAGGCGAGCCAUCAUCCCCCAAAGCACCCUUUGUUGUCAAACCACCUGAGAAGAAACACAGACUUCCAUCUGCUUACAAUCGGUUCAUGAAAGAAGAGAUCCAGCGAAUCAAAGCAGGCAACCCAGAGAUCCCACAUCGAGAAGCUUUUAGUGCUGCAGCCAAAAAUUGGGCUAGGUACAUUCCUAGUCCGUCAGCUGGAUCAGAUUCUGGGAGCUGCAGCAGCACUAACAACAUUGAUGCUUUGAAGGGCUCAGAUUUUGCAGGAAUGAACAUCCUAGCCAUGUGCUACCAAAACCCAAAAACGCCAUGA